AUGAAGACCYUCAUUMUCCUUGCUCUCCUGGGAGCUGCUGUUGCUUUUCCCACUAACGAUGACGAUGACAAGAUUGUUGGGGGCUACACCUGUCAGAAGAACUCCCUGCCCUACCAGGUGUCACUGAAUGUUGGCUACCACAUCUGUGGUGGCUCCCUCAUCAAUUCCCAGUGGGUGGUCUCUGCUGCUCACUGCUACAAGUCCCGGAUACAGGUGCGUCUGGGAGAACACAAYAUUGACGUCGUCGAGGGGAAUGAGCAGUUCAUUCAGGCAGCCAAGAUCAUCCAGCACCCCAGCUAUAAUAAGAACACCCAGGAUAACGACAUCAUGCUGAUCAAACUGAGCUCCCCCGCCACCAUCAACUCUCGAGUGUCUGCUGUCUCCCUGCCGAGAUCCUGUCCAUCUGCUGGGACUCAGUGCCUCGUGUCUGGCUGGGGCAACACUGUGAGCAGUGGAACCAAGUAUCCUUCCCUCCUGCAGUGUCUGAAUGCCCCUGUGCUCUCUGACACUGCUUGCCGCAAUGCCUACCCAGGACAGAUCACUAGCAACAUGUUCUGCCUGGGCUUCCUGGAGGGGGGAAAGGACUCCUGCCAGGGUGACUCUGGUGGCCCCGUGGUCUGCAAUGGUGAACUCCAGGGUGUUGUGUCCUGGGGAUAUGGCUGUGCUCUGAAGGGCAAACCCGGUGUCUACACCAAGGUCUGCAAAUACGUGAAUUGGAUUCAGCAGACAAUUGCUGCCAACUAA
Urocitellus parryii (Arctic ground squirrel) is the source of this 744-nucleotide messenger RNA. RefSeq names its product cationic trypsin-3. Gene Ontology annotation, molecular function: serine-type endopeptidase activity. NCBI's taxonomy places the organism in Eukaryota, Metazoa, Chordata, Mammalia, Rodentia, Sciuridae. The record is from RefSeq and is a predicted model, not a curated record. Gene Ontology annotation, biological process: proteolysis.